This is a messenger RNA of Sapajus apella (tufted capuchin), 851 nucleotides long. RefSeq names its product ubiquitin conjugating enzyme E2 C (gene UBE2C). NCBI's taxonomy places the organism in Eukaryota, Metazoa, Chordata, Mammalia, Primates, Cebidae. The transcript has 6 exons. Bases 116 to 655 code for a protein of 179 amino acids. The record is from RefSeq and is a predicted model, not a curated record.
ACUGAUUGGUCGAUGCCCAUAGAGGGUUACAAUUCAAACGCGGGCGGGCGGGCCCGCAGCCCUGCAGUUGCAGUCGUGUUCUCCGAGUUCCUGUCUCUUUGCCAGCGCCGCCCGGAUGGCCUCCCAAAACCGCGACCCAGCCGCCACUAGCGUCGCUGCCGCCCGUAAAGGAGCCGAGCCGAGUGGGGGAGCCGCCCGGGGCCCCGUGGGCAAAAGGCUACAGCAGGAGCUGAUGACCCUAAUGAUGUCUGGCGAUAAAGGGAUUUCUGCCUUUCCUGAAUCAGACAACCUUUUCAAAUGGGUAGGGACCAUCCAUGGAGCAGCUGGAACAGUAUAUGAAGACCUGAGGUAUAAGCUCUCGCUAGAGUUCCCCAGUGGCUACCCUUACAAUGCGCCCACGGUGAAGUUCCUCACACCCUGCUACCACCCCAAUGUGGACACCCAGGGUAACAUAUGCCUGGACAUCCUGAAGGACAAGUGGUCUGCCCUGUAUGACGUCAGGACCAUUCUGCUCUCCAUCCAGAGCCUGCUAGGAGAACCCAACAUUGACAGUCCCUUGAACACGCAUGCUGCCGAGCUCUGGAAAAACCCCACAGCUUUUAAGAAGUACCUCCAAGAAACCUACUCAAAGCAGGUCACCAGCCAGGAGCCCUGACCCAGGCUGCCCAGCCUGUCCUUGUGUCAUCUUUUUCAUUUUUCCUUAGAUGGUCUGUCCUUUUUGUGAUUUCUGUAUAGGACUCUAUCUUGAGCUGUGGUAUUAUUUUUGUUUUGUUUUGUCUUUUAAAUUAAGCCUCGGUUGAGCCCUUGUGAUGUAUAUUAAAUAAAUGCAUUUUGGUCAUUUUUUUAGACAA